AUGGACGCCCGCGUGGUCUUCUUCCUCCUCGCCGCCGCGGCGGCGGCGCCGCAGACCUCCGCGCAGCUCGCCUCCGGGUUCUACAAGACGUCGUGCCCGGACGCCGAUAAGAUCAUCUUCGGCGUCGUCGAGAAGCGGUUCAAGGUGGAUCCCGGCACCGCCUCCAGCCUCCUCCGCCUCGUCUUCCACGACUGCUUCGCAAACGGCUGCGACGCGUCCAUCUUGAUCGACCCGCUGUCGAAUCAGGCCGCGGAGAAGGAGGCGGGCCCGAACAUCUCGGUGAAAGGGUACGACAUCAUCGACGACAUCAAGACGGAGCUGGAGAAGCAGUGCCCGAACGUGGUGUCGUGCGCGGACAUCCUCGCGGUCAGCGCCCGCGACGCGGUGCGGUUGACCGGCGGCCCCGCCUACGAGGUCACCACGGGCCGGCGCGACUCGCUCGUAUCCAAACGCGAGGACGCCGACAACCUGCCGGGCCCCGACAUUGCGUUGCCCAAGCUCAUGAAGAUGUUCUCCACCAGGGGCUUCAGCGUCGAGGAGAUGACCGUGCUCCUCGCCGGCGGUCACACCAUCGGCACGUGCAAGUGCUUCUUCAUCGAGAACGACGCCGCGCCCAUCGACCCGGAGUACAAGAAGAACAUCAGCAUUGCUUGCGACGGCCGGAACCAGGACAAAGGCGCCGUCCCCUUAGACCAAAUCACGCCCAACGUCUUCGACAGCAACUACUUUGGCCUCGUGCUGGCCAAGAAGAUGCCACUCACCUUCGACCGGCUCAUGGGGCUGGACCCGAGGACGGAGCCCAUAGUCAAGGCCAUGGCGGCCAGGCCCGAGGACUUCAUCCCCAAGUUCGCCAAGGCCAUGGAGAAGCUCAUCGUCCUCAAAGUUCUCACGGGGAAGGACGGCGAGAUCAGGAGGUCGUGCUCCGAGUUCAACAACCCGCAGCCAACCAACGACGGCACGUCGGUGAUACGGAUCAGCUCGUUACAACCCGACCAGAUGCAGGGUGUGGCUCAGCCAGGGGCGACGAAGGGCGCCGCGGAGGCAAGGAAGGUGGGAGGCCGCGCGGAUAGCAGAAAGGUGAACGGACUCGAGGGGAUCAACAAAGCGGUCGCCGGAGAGGAUCUCAGGAAGGUGAACGACGGCGAGGGGAAAAGCAAAGCGACCGCCGGAAAGGGGACACAAAAGGUCACCGUCAACGAAGAAGGAGCCAACAAGUUGGCGAGUGGCGCGGAGGUCGGUGAGGCCGCAGGCAAUGAGGCGCCACCCAAGGUUAUGGGCGGCGAGACCCCCAUCAAGGUGUCCGGCGGCGAGGAGAUACAAAAGGUCACCGGCAACAACGAAGCCAACAAUUUGGCGAGUGGCGCAGAGAUCGGUAUGGCCGCUGGCAAUGAGGCGGCCCCCGAGGUUAUGCGCGGAGUAGACAUCAACAAGGUCGCGGAUACGCAAGCGGCGGGCGGCGUGGAGAUCCCGAAGGUGGUUGGUGGUGGCGAGGCGGCUGGCAAUGCGGCACGCGCCAGCGUGGGAAACACUAAGGUCAUGGACAACGACCAAGCUGCAGCCAACAAGGUGGCAAGCGGCGAGGGGACCAAGAAAGUCGAAGGCAGCGACGCGGCCAACCUGGUUACAAACAAUGCGGAUAUCAGCAAGGUCGCCGGCGGCAACGAGGUAGCCAACAACGUGGCAGGCAACAAGGAGAACAAGAAAGUGACCGGUGGCGCCGAGGAGAUGACCAGGAAGGCCACCGUUGGCAUCCAAGUGGCCGGCGAGGUGGCAGCAGGCAACGCAGAGAUCAACCAGGCCGUGGGCCCUGAGGCGAGCAACAAGGUCAUUAGGAGUGUCGAGACCAAUAGGGUCGUCGGCGACGAGCCGGCCAGCAAGUUGCCCGACGAGGAGGAGGUCAAGAAGUCGAAACUCCGAGGCGGACAACAGUAGAUGAAGCAACCAGCCGCACGGCACUGACUGUACGUACGCUUUCUUGUUUGUAGAAGGGACGAGCAACGUACCACGUACGGCUAAUUAGUAGGUAUAAUUAAUUGCACAAAACGUUGUGUCGUAUUUUUAA
This is a messenger RNA of Phragmites australis (common reed), 2062 nucleotides long. RefSeq lists its product as uncharacterized. Lineage: Eukaryota; Viridiplantae; Streptophyta; Magnoliopsida; Poales; Poaceae. The transcript has 2 exons. Gene Ontology annotation, biological process: response to oxidative stress; hydrogen peroxide catabolic process. The record is from RefSeq and is a predicted model, not a curated record. Bases 1 to 1932 code for a protein of 643 amino acids. Gene Ontology annotation, molecular function: heme binding; peroxidase activity.